Punica granatum (pomegranate) is the source of this 1922-nucleotide messenger RNA. Lineage: Eukaryota; Viridiplantae; Streptophyta; Magnoliopsida; Myrtales; Lythraceae. The record is from RefSeq and is a predicted model, not a curated record.
CUAUUAUAUAAUCUCCUCAAAGUUUACAUUAAAUUUCUUAUUAGACAUUGAGAAAACAAUAUGGAGAUUGAAGUUUCAGCCAACACCAUGUACUAUUACACUGGCCUCCUCCUCAUCUUCGCCCUAGUUUCCACCCUAGCCUCGCAUUACUUGUUCAUGAAAAGGCCGUUGAAAUUCCGAACCAAGAUCCGGAGCCCACCGAGCCCGCCAGCACUCCCGAUCCUGGGCCACUUCCACCUCCUCAGCUCUACCCUGCCCAAGUCCCUGGAAAACCUAGCCCGUCGUUACGGUCCCCUCAUGCGGAUCAGCAUAGGCUCCUCCCACUUCCUUGUGGCCUCCGACGCUGCCACCGCCAGAGAGAUAUUAAAAACCCACGAUGUGGAGUUCGCCUCAAAGUUUGUGUUCGCCCCAUCCCACCAUAACAUCUACAGGGAUGCGGAGUUCGUGAAUGCGCCCUAUGGAACAUACUGGAAGUUCAUGAAGAAGCUCUGCAUGACAAGGUUAUUUGCAGGGCCACAGCUCGAGCGGUUCUCCCACAUACGUGAGGAAGAGACCUCGAAGCUUCUUGGAUCCCUAUGGAGACAGUCCGUGGGAAAAGAGGCGUGUGACCUGAGCACCGAGUUGACUGCCCUCACGAACAACAUGCUAUGCUGGAUGGCCAUGAGCAAGAGGUGCUCGAGAAACCCUGGCCAACCCAAGGAGAUAAGGGAGAUUGUGAGCAACAUGAUGGCUUGUGGAGCAAAGUUGAGCUUCGCCGAGGUACACGGCCCGUUGAAGCAUAUUGAUCUGUUUGGAAAUGGGAAAAGGCUGAGGAUGGCUCUUAGGAAGUUCGAUAUGUUGUUGGAACAAAUAAUUAAGGAGUAUGAAGAGAGCAACGAAGUUCGAGAUCCGAGUUCGAUCAAUGAAGAAAAGGAUGUCAUGGACAUUUUGUUGGAGACAUGUAGAGAUCCCGAUGCCGAGAUUACACUGACGAAAGAUCAAAUCAAACAUUUCUUUCUCGAUCUGCUGAUAGCCGGGGUGGACACCACGUCAGCAUCAAUACAGUGGGCCAUGGUCGAGCUCUUUAACUGCCCCGAAGUCCUGACGAAGCUGAGGUACGAGAUUGAUUCGGUUGUGGGGUCCACAAGGCUGAUCAACGAAUCGGACGUCCCAAACAUGCCCUACCUGCAAGCCAUCGUGAAGGAGACCCUUAGGCUGCAUACGCCGGGACCUCUGCUCCGCCGCAGAUGCAACACCGUCUGCAAGAUCAACGGCUACGAUGUUCAGGCUGGGACCAACAUUCUGGUCAACGCCCACGCCAUCAUGCAUGAUCCUGACACGUGGACCGAUCCCGAUAGAUUUAUACCGGAGAGGUUCAUGAAGGAUUCUGAUGUCGAUAGGAAGUACAGUGCAAUAGUUCAUUCUCAGACGAUGGACCUAAGGGGUCAGGAUCUCCAUUUCCUGCCGUUCGGGAGUGGAAGGAGAGCUUGCAUAGGAGUGGGACACGCGGCGAUAGUGAUGCACAUCACGAUCGGGGUGAUGAUCCAGUGCUUCGACUGGAAAGUGAGAGAAGAGGAGAAGAUGAAUAUUAAGGUGGUAACGGGGUACUCGGGAGCUAUGGCACAUACUCUGUUGUGUUAUCCCAUCGGACGACUGAAUCCUCUUGUCCUAAUGAAUGGAAAAUGAAAUAUAAUCAAAUAAAAUUAGCCGAAGAAAACCAGUAAAAGAGUUGAAAAAUAAUGUUGUCAUGGCUAAUUUGAGCAGUGAUGCCUGUGUGGUGUGUGUGAGAACCGAGUGGGGUGACUUUUAUGUGUGUGUUUUCAAGUAAAAAAAGUUGAAGACGUGAUCAACUAAUAAUCCUUCUUGUUGAUGUACAUUAUUACAAGCUUAAUCGCGUUGCAAAUUGUAAUAAACUUAAUCCAGUGUGUGUGUUUAUAUCUAUA